AUGGAGGACUACCACAAACCGGACCAGCAGACGGUGCAGGCGCUCAGGAACAUCGCCACCCGGCUCCGGAUCAACUCCAUCAAGGCGACAACUGCAGCGGGCAGCGGCCAUCCGACAUCAUGCUGCAGUGCGGCAGACAUCAUGUCAGUGCUUUUCUUCCAUACCAUGAAGUACCGACCUGAAGAUCCUCGAAACCCCAACAACGAUCGCUUCAUCCUCUCCAAGGGUCAUGCGGCCCCAGUGCUGUAUGCCGUGUGGGCGGAGACGGGCUACCUGAAGGAGAACGAGCUCCUCAACCUCCGCAAGGUCGACUCCAUCCUGGAGGGCCACCCUGUGCCGAAGCAGCAGUUUGUGGAUGUGGCCACUGGGUCUCUGGGUCACGGGCUGGGAGCUGCCUGUGGGAUGGCCUACACUGGAAAGUACUUUGAUAAGGCCAGCUACCGUGUGUAUUGCCUGCUGGGUGAUGGGGAGAUGUCUGAGGGCUCGGUGUGGGAGGCCAUGGCCUUCGCCUCCUACUACCAGCUGGACAACCUGGUGGCCAUCAUGGACAUCAACAGGCUGGGCCAGAGCGACCCGGCGCCCCUCCAGCACCACGUGGAGAAGUACCAGCGGCGCUGUGAGGCCUUCGGCUGGCAUGCCAUCAUUGUGGACGGCCACAGUGUGGAGGAGCUGUGUAAGGUGCUGAGCCAGCCCCGCCACCAGCCACUCGCCAUCAUCGCCAAGACCAUCAAGGGCAAGGGCAUCCCAGCGGCUGAGGAUAAGAUGGGCUGGCACGGCAAGCCCCUGCCUAAAGACAUGGCCGAGAGUGUCAUCAAGGAGCUGCAGAGCCGCAUCGUCAGCAGCAGCAAGCGCCUCUACCCCGCACCGCCCAACGAGGACGCACCGCCCGUCAGCAUCCGCAACAUCCGCAUGCCAAGCGCGCCCAGCUACAAACCUGGAGACAAGAUUGCUACGAGGAAGGCGUACGGCAUGGCUCUGGCCAAGCUGGGCCGGUACAACGAUCACGUGGUGGCUCUGGACGGAGACACCAAGAACUCGACCUUCUCCGAGCUCUUCAAGAACGAACAUCCCAACCGCUACGUGGAGUGCUACAUCGCAGAGCAGAACAUGGUGAGCGUGGCGAUAGGUUGUGCCACGCGGGACCGCAACGUGGUGUUCGCCAGCACCUUUGCGACGUUCUUCACCCGGGCCUACGACCAGCUCCGCAUGGCCGCCAUCUCCGAGAGCAACAUCAACCUGUGCGGCUCUCACUGCGGCGUCUCUAUUGGUGAGGACGGGCCCUCUCAGAUGGGUCUGGAAGAUUUGGCGAUGUUCAGAGCCAUCCCCACGGCAACCGUCUUCUACCCGUGCGACGGCGUCUCCACUGAGAAGGCUGUGGAGCUGGCCGCUAACACAAAGGGUUUGUGUUUCAUCCGAACGAGCCGCCCGGAGAACAACAUCCUCUACAACAGCAACGAAGACUUCCAUGUUGGACAGGCCAAGGUUGUGUACAAAACCAAUGAUGACCAUGUGACUGUGAUUGGAGCAGGAGUGACCCUGCACGAGGCUGUGGCUGCUGCCGAACAGCUAAAGAAAGAGAGAAUCAACAUCCGUGUGAUUGACCCGUUCACCAUCAAGCCCCUGGACUCCAAAACCAUCAUUGAGAACGCCCGGGCGACCAGAGGACGCAUCAUCACGGUGGAGGACCACUACUAUGAGGGCGGGCUGGGCGAGGCCGUGUGCUCGGCCGUGGUGAACGAAACCGGCUUCAGCGUCCACCGGCUGGCCGUGUCCCAGGUGCCCCGCAGCGGCAAACCCCAGGAGCUGCUGCGAAUCUUCGGCAUCGACCGCGACGCCAUCGCCCAGGCCGUCCGCAAAGUCCUCAGCACCUCCGCCAACGCCAAGUAAGACCAGGGCAGCAGCAGCGGAGGUGGCGGCAACAUCAUCAACAACAACAUGGUAGCAGACUCUGUGGUAACCGGUGAUCACCAUGGAGACAGCAAACAAACAAACAAACAAACAAACAAACACAGAGGGAGGAGGGGAAGCACUUCAGGCCCACUCACGCUCCCCGAGUCAUAAAACAAUUCAAAUUGUUCAUUUAAUUGGGAAAAAAAAGAAAAAUAACAUGGUUUUUCUGUUUAACUGUCAUUGAUGUGGUUUUGAUGCCCCCCACCCAAGCCUUUCUCCCCUUCGCUUGCCCCCAUUUGUGAGCUCAGUAACCCCCCCAACCCCACCACACACAUACACACACACAUACACACAUACACAUCCUCACACACAUAUAUCCCCGUACACCUUUAAUCUGAGUCCACCCCGUGCCCGUCUUACCUCCCAGAGAAAGUCCUGGUACUGCUGUAGUGUGUCAGUAAAAGCAGUGAACGUGGUUUGGAGUAAAGUGAAGUUACUAUUUUUUUUUUCUUUUUCUGUGGAACCCUUUUCACUUUUUUUUUGGUUGCGGCGGCUCAAACGUCCGCGCCCGUUACUUUGUAACCCUCCCCCUGACCCCCGACCCUCACUAGAGCCAGCAGGGUGUGGAGAAACUCUGGUUUUUUGGUCUAUUUGAGCACUGACUGUUUUUAACCCUUUUGACCUUGACUUGGAUGGGACUGCUUCACACCAAAUAAAGGGAUGGUUUCUUCACAAAA
Myripristis murdjan (pinecone soldierfish) is the source of this 2627-nucleotide messenger RNA. RefSeq names its product transketolase. The transcript has 14 exons. The record is from RefSeq and is a predicted model, not a curated record. Gene Ontology annotation, cellular component: endoplasmic reticulum membrane; extracellular exosome. Gene Ontology annotation, molecular function: thiamine pyrophosphate binding; transketolase activity. The coding region runs from base 1 to 1887 and encodes 628 amino acids. Gene Ontology annotation, biological process: pentose-phosphate shunt, non-oxidative branch. Lineage: Eukaryota; Metazoa; Chordata; Actinopteri; Holocentriformes; Holocentridae.